AUGUCUUCGAGGUGCGAAGACGGUACAGUUACCGGUGACUUCCUCGAUGAGCUGCCAAAUUUUCACAUCGAUACUUUUUCCGAGCUUGAAGAACAUUCAGGAAGAUUUGCCGAAGUCUCCGAAAGUGAUGUUGAAAAAUUCACUGAGGGGAAAGAAAAUGCAACACUAAAAAAAGACCUUCUACGACUUAAAAUUAGUCAAAAAGUUUCCGGUAGAAGAGCGCCACGAAAUCAGAGAAAUAGAGAAGAUUCCUCCAACUGAAUUAGACAGCUACUUGAGCCAGUUUGUUUUAGCUGCAAGGAAAAAGACUGGGAAAUAUUAUGAACCGUCAUCUCUCCGCGGAAUUUUGGCUAGUGUUGAACGCCAUUUGAGUCGCUCCAGUAAUGGCAAAACUAUCUUCAAAGACAGUGAUUUCAAAAAAACAAGAGACGUUGAAAGCUAAACAAAAGCAACUCAAGCGAUAUGGACUAGGAAACAGGCCAAAAGCCACAACGACUCUUACGGACGACGAAAUUGAGAUUCUUUUUAACAAAACGUUGCUUGGAUUAAGUUCACCGCAAGCUCUGUUAAAUACUGUGUGGCUAAACAACAUGAUUCACUUUGGCCUUCGCGAAUGUAAGGAACAAAAAGAACUCCGCUGAGGGACAUCGUUUUAAAAACUGACAGUGACGGUAAAGAAUAUCUCGAAUACUUUGAAGGCGAAACAAAGACUCGAACGAGAGAGGAUCCACGGAAUCAACCGCCGAUCAAGCCGCGAAUGUAUACCAACGACGAUGCCAUUUCUAUUGAUCGUGAUCCGGUGCACGUUUACAAGAUGUACAAAGAAAAACGACCACCAUCCAUGCUAGAACCGGAUUCAAGUUUCCAUUUGUCUGUAAAUUACUUUAAAACAGAAACUCAUGCAUCAGUGGAAGGCAAAAACUGGUUCAAAGCAGAACCAACGAGAGUGAACAAGUUAAACAAUAUCAUGAAAGACAUGACACAAGCGGCAGGAAUUUCAGGCAAAACAAGCAACAGUCGUAGAAAAACUUUAGUGCAAAAACUGCAGGACAGUGGAGACUUCCUCCUAACCAGAUAA
Porites lobata is the source of this 1078-nucleotide messenger RNA. NCBI's taxonomy places the organism in Eukaryota, Metazoa, Cnidaria, Anthozoa, Scleractinia, Poritidae. The record is from the annotation of a GenBank genome assembly.